AAAUAUAAACGGUUCAGAUCGUUGAACCACAUUUCAAAACAAACCCUACAAAAUGUGUGUAAAAGACGUGUGUCCCAUCGUCCUUACCCCCACAUACAUAUAGUCAAAGAAAAAAAACAAAGCUAAGCAACGUACACGAAUGAUCUGAUAAAAGAGUUCGGAUUUUUGCCGGAUCCUCUUUGUGAGGAUCCCAGGGAUUCAUAAAUCAUGUCCAUUCAUCGUAUAUCGUACAGUUAAAAAUCAUUUUAAAUAUUUUUAUUUAAAAAUAAACAUAAACAGUACUUGACAAAAACUAACCGUACAAUGUACGAUGAACGGACAAGAUUCACGGAUCCUAAGGAUCCUCUGUUGGCUGAUAAAAUAAUUAGACAUGCUUUAAAAUAUUAUAAAAGCUAAAUCAAAAUGGUGAAAAGAAACAUUGGACUAGGUAACUCUAUUAAUUAAAUUAUCAUAGUCCCAAUCUUAAAUUUUUUUUAUUUGUUUUAAAACAAUGAUAUAUAUACACGAACGAAGUUGAUAUUUACACUUAUUUUGGGCUAUGGAAGUUAAGUCACACAAUAUGCUAGUCAAUAAAUUGAUAACGAGUUCAUCAUUUGCGACAGUUGAACUUAAAGCCUCUCACUUAUGGAGAAAAAUAAUACUACUAUAGACCAGAGUUAUAAAUAACCCCUCCUAAAUUUUUAGGUUAACUAAUAAUAAAACCUGUUACAAAGUAGGAAAGUUGGUGACCAAAGAAAACCCAGCUGCCUCUCUUUACUUCACAAUCUCCCCCUUUAUACAUACAAAUCCCAAAACCCCCUUCUUACACUAAACCCAGAUAAACUCACCAUCGAAACCCCUCUUUAUUUUCUCAAAUUUCACAGAAGUAUUUACUUAAUUUCACUUGCAAAUGGCAUUUAGGAGGAGGAUUAAUGAAUUAAUGGUGCUAACUUUGAUCUUUUUUAUGGCUUUGUGGGAAGGAGGCAGAGUUGUUGCUCAAUCUUCAAGUUGCACCAAUGUGAUAAUUAGCAUGUCCCCAUGCCUUGAUUAUGUAACAGGAAACUCAUCAUCCCCAUCUUCCUCAUGUUGCUCACAGUUUGCCAAUGUAGUCAGCUCUCAGCCACAGUGCCUCUGUGAGGUUCUCAAUGGAGGUGCUUCUUCACUUGGUGUGACCAUCAAUCAGACUCAGGCCUUGGCUCUCCCCUCUGCCUGCAAUGUCCAAACUCCGCCGGUUAGCCGCUGCAACGGGUCUUCCGCUCCAGCAGCUUCUCCUUCGCCAUCAACAGACGUGGGGUCUUCAGAUGCAAAUACUAACAAGUUGGCAUUUUCUCUGCUGUUCUUCUUGCUCUUCGUUGCAUCAUAUGCCUCAACAUCCACAGCCAAUUUCUAAGCUCUUAUGCCAUGGAUGUAUCUAGCUAGAUUACUCCUUGAACUAUAGGGUGCCAUAUUGCUGUUCCAAUUUUUGCAUAUUGUAAGCUUUUGGUGUUCCUUUAGGGUUACGACACAUUAUUAUAUACAACGGGAUAUAUCCUCGAUUAAGAGUACUUCUGGAGAGUUAAGGA
Molecule: messenger RNA, 1541 nt
Organism: Pyrus x bretschneideri (Chinese white pear)
Lineage: Eukaryota; Viridiplantae; Streptophyta; Magnoliopsida; Rosales; Rosaceae
Product: non-specific lipid transfer protein GPI-anchored 5-like
Exons: 2
Coding region: 890-1369 (159 amino acids)
Biological process (GO): lipid transport
Molecular function (GO): lipid binding
Source: RefSeq, a predicted model, not a curated record